AGAUAAGCACAAUAUCAAGCGCACGUUAGCAAGACCUCCAAAAGGUGAUUAAAAGAAGAUUUUGAAGAGUUGCAGAGACAUCUAAAAAUGGGAAAUCCUCCAAGAACCCGCAAAAGGGUACAUGCAAUCCGUCGUGGUCAUGAUGGAAGUGCCUUUGAGACAUGUGAUGAUUGUGGCUUUUUGGUGGCAAUUGCUUUGGCUGAUAUGCAUGAAUGUGAAGCUGAAACCAAAAGGAUUGUUAAGAGAUUCAAGGGUGUCAUUGGAAAGCAUAAAAUUGUGAAACAAAAUUACAGUGACCAACCCAGAUCACCUUUUGUUACUUUUAUGGAAGAAUUUAGAAGGACUUGCAAGAAUGGAAAACUGAUUGAAAUUGAUCGAAAAGGGUUUGAGACUUGGAGGAAGAUGUCAAAGCAGGAGAGGAAACCAUAUGUCGUCAAAGCUGAAGAGGUGAACUCAGCUUAUGUUAAAAGUUUGAUUAAAGAGAUUGAUGUUUCAUCAGAGGUGGAUGAUGAGGCAGAUUCAAUGAUGGUUGGGAAGUUUGAUCCGUCAUAUGAAGACUAUGGACACAACAGCAGCUGUGUUUAUAGCUAUGAUAGUUUCAAAGAAUAUCAGAGCUUAAACACCUGGAAAUUGGAAAUGGUAGAUCCUUGAAUUUAAUGUGUUUCUCGCGCCUAUAUCAAAGAUUGUAGACUGCAAUCAUCUGAUUUUGAAAUGGUGGAAAAUGGCAGGUGGUUUAGUGUUGCUGUUAUUCUCACUCGUAAAAAGGCAAGGCAUUUGGCUAUUGUUAACUGUAGAGUAACAGUAGGAGUUUAGUUUUCUAACAGAAAUUUUGAUAGCUAUAUGUCUUUGAUUCUCAGAAAUCAAAAGGUUCACAUUUUGGGGUCUGCUCGAGAAAUGUUAUUGAGGGAAUACGACACUUGAAUAGGAAGCAUUGUGUCCAUAAUUUUGUGUUUCCAAUUGUUCCCUUGCAAUGCACAAAUACGAUUCUAAUAUGUACAAUGACCAAAUGAGCAAGAUUUAUUUAUAUAUUUAUUUAUCUUUUUCCCCUUUUCU
Molecule: messenger RNA, 1053 nt
Organism: Ricinus communis (castor bean)
Lineage: Eukaryota; Viridiplantae; Streptophyta; Magnoliopsida; Malpighiales; Euphorbiaceae
Product: high mobility group B protein 7
Exons: 7
Coding region: 88-651 (187 amino acids)
Source: RefSeq, a predicted model, not a curated record